AUGACUGAAUUGAAGAAACAAAAGACCGAUGCUUUACCUCCAAGACCAACUAAUAUCGGGAUAAAAGGUAUUGAAGUAUAUUUACCAUCUCAAUGUGUAAAUCAAGCAGAAUUAGAAAAAUUCGAUGGUGUAUCUACUGGGAAAUAUACAAUUGGUUUAGGUCAAACUAAUAUGGGUUUUGUUAAUGAUCGUGAAGACAUUUAUUCAAUGUCUUUAACCGUUUGUUCAAAAUUAAUGGAACAUUAUAAUAUUGAUCCAAAUCAAAUUGGUCGUCUUGAAGUUGGUACAGAAACUUUAUUAGAUAAAUCAAAAUCUGUUAAAUCUGUUUUAAUGCAAUUAUUUGGUAACAAUACUGAUAUCGAAGGUAUUGAUACUGUUAAUGCAUGUUAUGGUGGUACAAAUGCUGUAUUCAAUUCUUUAAAUUGGUUAGAAUCUUCAAGUUGGGACGGAAGAGAUGCAAUUGUUGUAUGUGGUGAUAUUGCUAUUUAUGAUAAAGGUGCCGCUAGACCAACAGGUGGUGCAGGUACUGUUGCUUUAUGGAUUGGUCCAAAUGCUCCAAUUGUUAUGGAUUCUGUUAGAGGUUCUUUUAUGGAACAUGCUUAUGAUUUCUAUAAACCAGAUUUUACAAGUGAAUAUCCUUACGUUGAUGGCCAUUUUUCAUUAACUUGUUAUGUUAAAGCAUUAGAUCAAGUUUAUAAAUCCUAUUCUAAAAAAGCAAUUGCAAGAGGUAUUGCAGAAAAACCUUUAGGUCCAGAAUCUGUUAAUGUUCUUGAACAUUUUGAUUUUAAUGUUUUCCAUGUUCCAACUUGUAAAUUAGUUACAAAAUCAUAUGGUAGAUUAUUAUAUAAUGAUUUUAAAGCUCAACCUUCUUUAUUCCCAGAAGUUGAUGCUUCUUUAGCUACAAAGGAUUAUGAAGAAUCAUUAACUGAUAAAGCAUUAGAAAAGACAUUUGUUAACGUUGCUAAACCAUUCCAUAAAGAUAGAGUUGCUAAUUCUUUGAUUGUUCCAACAAAUACAGGUAAUAUGUAUACUGGUUCUGUUUAUUCUGCAUUAGCUUCAUUAAUUUUUUAUACAGGUUCUGAUAAUUUACAAGAUAAGAGAAUUGGUUUAUUUUCUUAUGGUUCUGGUUUAGCCGCAUCAUUAUUUUCUUGUAAAGUUAAAGGUGAUAUUAGUAAUAUUGCUAAAAUACUUGAUUUACAAAAUAAAUUAGAAUCAAGAACAACUCAAACUCCACAAGAAUACGAAGCUGCUAUUGCAUUGAGAGAAAAUGCUCAUUUACAAAAAAACUUCAAACCUGUUGGAUCAAUUGAUUUACUACAAAAAGGUACUUAUUAUUUGACCAACGUUGAUGAAAAAUUCAGAAGAUCUUACGAAAUUAAAAAUUAA
Messenger RNA from Maudiozyma saulgeensis, 1386 nucleotides. Lineage: Eukaryota; Fungi; Ascomycota; Saccharomycetes; Saccharomycetales; Saccharomycetaceae. The record is from the annotation of a GenBank genome assembly.